AUGAGUUCUAACAGUAGUUUAUAUACAAGAAGAAGACAUGCUGAAGAGGAUUUGUUUGAGGAUGGAGUUCAUAAGAAGCUUCGUUUAGAAAUUCCAACAAGUGAAACAAAGUAUACAACUCUCAAUGACAGCGGUAUCGGCAACUCUCCUAGCAAUAACGAUGAUGUCGAAAUGAUGGACGAGGUCGAAGUUGCGCGUGCAGAAAAGUCUCCCGCGAGGAAAGAUAUGGUUCAAGUAUUCCCUGUAGGCGAUUUCCAAACUUUAAAUUUCUACAAUCCAAGUAUGGCUAGCUAUUACGGCUAUACUCCUCGGGAAUACAGAUUUUCUCAAUAG
Molecule: messenger RNA, 333 nt
Organism: Auanema sp. JU1783
Lineage: Eukaryota; Metazoa; Nematoda; Chromadorea; Rhabditida; Rhabditidae
Source: the annotation of a GenBank genome assembly